UAGUACUUAAGACAACUGAAGUCAGUGUGUCACUUGGAACGCGGGAUACAAAGACAUUACAUUACUGCGCGGAUUUCAACUUCCAUUCCUACCUCGACUCAAAAUGGCGUGGUUUUUCAUGAUUAUUUUCAUUUGUACGAUACAAUCGAUAGAUGCUGAAACAAAACCCUUCCGCUGGUGUACCGUUACAGAUGAUGAAAUGAAGAAAUGUGAAAAAUUCAAGAAAGCUCUUCCGGACCUGGCACAAGCUGAAGGAGUUAGUAUCAGCCCUGGGUGUGUGGCUGGCUCAAGUGAUGAAGAUUGUAUAAAGAAAAUCAAUGAUAAUGUGGCGGAUUUCAUCACUUUAAAUGGAGGGAAGAUUUAUCAUGCAGGCAAAACCUAUGGCCUUGUCCCAAUAGUAUCAGAAGAUUAUGGCCCACCUGGGAACACAGGGUAUUUCGCAAUGGCAGUUGCAAAGAAACAAACAAACAUCACGAUAAACACUCUAAAAGGACGAAAGACUUGUCACACUGGAUACCGCAGGUCAGCUGGUUGGAACAUUCCUAUUGGUUAUCUACUGCAAGGCAAAAUGAAGCGUGUUGGUUGUGGUAACACCGUUGAUGCUCAGUCAGCAGCGGCAUUUUUCUCUCAAAGCUGUGUGCCAGGAGUUCCAAAAGAUAAAGGACUAGAAAACCUCUGCCAGCUUUGUCCACCCGAAAGCCAAUGUGCAGCAAGUUCUAAGAAUAGAUACAAUGGCCAUCCGGGAGCUUUUAAAUGUAUGGCGGAAGGAAAAGGCGAGGUUGCUUUUCUCAAGCUACCAACUUCACUGGAUGUUUUGCGCUCUGAAGGCGCCAAAUAUGGCAACAUGUCUGAAUACAAGUACUUAUGCUUGAAUGGAAAAACCAAAGUUCUUUCCCCAGAUGCCUACAAGAAAUGCCAUCUAUUUUUUAGCCCAGCCCAUGCUGUCGUCACAAGGUCAGGCAACAAUCAAGACUACAUCAAAAUCUUGCUGAGAGCAUCCAAAUACUGUCAAAAAAACACAACAGCGUCUAACUGUUCUGGUUUCUACAUAUUUGAAUCGGUAAGGUACGUCCCGGGCGAAAAACACCUUCUCUUCAAGGACUCAACUAAGCAGUUGGUUGACGUGAAGGGCAAGAAUACGUACAAGAAGUUAUUGGGUGAAGAUUACAUCAAGAUAUUAGAGGCGUUUACUGUUGACACUACAUGUAGUGGUGUAAAUCCAACCCUCUUUACCUCACUGUCUGGCUUGCUCAUGACCAUCGUAGCUUUGUUAGGACUAGUCCUUUAAAGUACCCAUCAUCCUUGACUCAAUAGUUUCAAGGUGCUGACACACGGUGCAACAUUGCAUGCAACAUUGCACAAAACCGGACUGUUGCAGCGUGUGGCUACGUACCCCAAACUUGUUGCACGCAACGUUGCAUGCAACAAAUCCGAAGUUGAAUCGCG
Actinia tenebrosa (Australian red waratah sea anemone) is the source of this 1446-nucleotide messenger RNA. RefSeq names its product melanotransferrin. Gene Ontology annotation, cellular component: recycling endosome; early endosome; plasma membrane. NCBI's taxonomy places the organism in Eukaryota, Metazoa, Cnidaria, Anthozoa, Actiniaria, Actiniidae. The record is from RefSeq and is a predicted model, not a curated record. Gene Ontology annotation, biological process: iron ion transport.